AUGGCCGCUCCCCUCCUCCCCCUCCGUGCCCGCCAUUGCCUCAUCACCGGCGCGUACGGCGGCAUCGGUGCCGCCAUCGCCGCCCGCUUCGCCGCCGAGGGCGCCCUCGUCACCCUCCUCGGCCGCAAGGAGGACAAGCUGCGCGAUCUCUGCGCCCGCCUGCCGCCCUUCCGGGAUUCCCGCCUCGCUCCUCUGACCGCGGCCACAACGUCUUCACCUCCCGCCAACGGAGAAAAGCCCGUUCACUCCUACGCCGUCAUGGACGUUUCCGCCGACGGCCGUGACGAUGCCGUUUUGGAUGACAUCUGGAAACGUACGGGCCAGAUAGAUGUUCUGGUCAACGCGGCGGGUAUUGCGCAAUUCCAGCUGUUGCAGAACACCUCCCCGCGGGCUGCGAGGGAACUUGUGGACACCAACCUUAUGGGCACAAUCUUCAUGUCGAGGUACAUGGCUCAGCGCAUGAAGCGCAGGCGCGCAGACAGGGAUGCUUGCAUUAUCAACGUUGCAAGCCUGCUGGCCGAAAAGGGUAGCCCUGGCACCAGUGUCUACGCCGCGUCAAAAGCCGGUAUCAUUGGCCUCACCCACGCCCUCUCCGUUGAGCUGGGACCGCUGCGCAUCAGGACCAAUGCCAUCGUCCCUGGCUACAUAGAAACCAACAUGCUUGCUUGUAAGAGGCCCAAACUCCCCCUCGCUUGCAUCACCAGCUGCGAGAUCGGCUUCCGAGGGUUCCGUAGGUCGAUGCCCUUGGUCAGAGCAUAG
Molecule: messenger RNA, 759 nt
Organism: Colletotrichum spaethianum
Lineage: Eukaryota; Fungi; Ascomycota; Sordariomycetes; Glomerellales; Glomerellaceae
Product: 3-oxoacyl-[acyl-carrier-protein] reductase
Exons: 4
Coding region: 1-759 (252 amino acids)
Molecular function (GO): oxidoreductase activity, acting on the CH-OH group of donors, NAD or NADP as acceptor
Source: RefSeq, a predicted model, not a curated record